CCCUUCUUUUCUUUGUCUGUGGGUCUUCCGCCACCAUCAAGGUGGAAGGGGCGCUGCGACUCCCGAUUGGAGCUCGCGCUGUCUUAGCCUCGUGCCUUCGGUACCCUUCGCGAGGGGUUUAUGGUGCCCUCAGCGCGGAGCCAAAUGGGCAGUACUUGUGGGAGCCGGUGGGCGCUCUCGCUCCUCCAGACCUAGCGAGUCCGGGUCCCGCGAAGGCCGGGGAGCUGCCUUAGGCCGCUCUGCAGGUUUGGGCGGAGAGUGUGGGAGUGUCAGAUAUGAAGCAGCGUGUGUGUACCUUGACCGGCGAAUCCGAAACCCGAGCCGGAGGCUUGGCUUAAGAGCUAGGCCGCGUCAGGGACGGAAGAGGUGUUCAUGAAGUUUUAUCAUCUAUUUAAGUAAUCAAAAAUGGAAAAUUCUGCAAAAGCAGAGGAUUGUGAAAAGAUCUCUCUUGAAGAAGAGAAAGCAUCAAUCAAUUCGGUAACAGAGUCUUCAUUCAGCACUAAUGAAAGCACAACUGCUCCUGGGACUCGGCUUUUUGAAAAGGCUCCUACGCAAGUAGAUACUCCCCAAAAAAGAAAAAUGGAGUUUGCAGAUGAUCUUGUAAAAGAGAGUGACAGCUGUGGAGAAGACACUCCAUCUAAGAAAAGAAAACUUGAUGCUGAAGUUGUACCAGAGGAAAAAGGUUCUGGUGAUGAUGAAGGCAUUUCAAAGAAAAGAAGACUGGAAACUGAUGAUUUUCCAAAAGAUGAACCUUCUCCUGUAGAUGGCACUCCAAAAAAGAGAAAAAGAGAACUUGAGGAUGAAAAGCAGAAAAACUUAGAAGAAGGACACAGCUCAACAGUGGCUGCCCACUACAAUGAACUUCAGGAAGUUGGUUUGGAGAAGCGUAGCCAAAGUCGCAUUUUUUACUUAAGGAACUUUAAUAAUUGGAUGAAAAGCAUCCUCAUUGGGGAAUUUUUAGAAAAGUUGCGACAGAAAAAAACACGUGACAUUACUGUUUUGGACCUGGGAUGUGGUAAAGGUGGAGAUUUGCUCAAAUGGAAAAAGGGAAGAAUUAACAAGUUAGUUUGUACCGAUAUUGCUGAUGUUUCUGUCAAACAGUGUCAGCAGCGGUAUGAGGACAUGAAAAAUCGUCGGGAUAAUGAAUAUAUUUUCAAUGCAGAAUUUAUAACUGCUGAUUGUUCAAAGGAACUUUUGAUUGACAAAUUUCGUGACCCAGAAAUGCGUUUUGACAUCUGCAGUUGUCAGUUUGUCUGUCAUUACUCAUUUGAGUCCUAUGAUCAGGCUGACAUGAUGCUUAGAAAUGCUUGUGAGAGACUUAGCCCUGGGGGCUAUUUUAUUGGUACCACUCCCAAUAGCUUUGAACUGAUAAGACGCCUUGAAGCUUCAGAAACAGAAUCAUUUGGAAAUGAAAUAUAUACUGUGAAAUUUCAGAAGAAAGGAGAUUAUCCUUUAUUUGGCUGCAAGUAUGACUUCAGCUUGGAAGGUGUUGUGGAUGUCCCUGAAUUCUUGGUCUAUUUUCCAUUACUAAAUGAAAUGGUGAAGAAGUACAAUAUGAAACUCGUCUACAAAAAAACAUUUCUGGAAUUCUAUGAAGAAAAGAUUAAGAACAGUGAAAAUAAAAUGCUGUUAAAACGAAUGCAGGCCCUGGAGCCAUAUCCUGCAAAUGAGAAUUCCAAACUUGCUUCUGAAAAGGCAGAUGACUAUGAACAUGCAGCACAGUACAUAAAGAAUAGUCAAGUAAGGUUACCUUUGGUAUUUACUUGGUUUUUGCAUUUGAGAAGCAGCAGUGAGCACCAGAACCAGCUAUAUUUCAUCUUAUACAGAUCUGAAUGAUCCACCUUAGAUAAAUUUGUCAACUUUCUGUUUAAUUAUUUUAAAUGUACAGGAUGGUGCCGGAAACUCCAGUGUAUACAUUCAAUAUUUGCUGUCUGUGACAGAUGAACUUUUGUGUGUGUAUAUAAGAAUAAGUUGGGACCUUUGUCUUUAAAAUCUAUUUUUAAUGUUCUAAGAAUUCCAUUUGCCUCUACUCUCUUAGCUCAUAAAAAUUACAGUAUGACUUGUUGAAGCUGCUGAAUUCUUUCCACAGUGCUCUGAUUUGUUUUGUCCAUUUACAGUAUUAAAUUUAUUGCAGUUGUAGAAUUGAUGAGGGAGUGUAAUAGUUUGCAAGUGGGUUCUCUCAUUUCUAUAGUUUUAUAGUGUUUUUCAAGAUUAAAUGGAUUGCAUAUCUGUACAAUUGAAUGUAAGAAGUAUUCAGUAGGUAUCGCUAAAGUAAUAAACUAAAUUUUAAAUGGUCAUAAUAGUUAUUAACCUAGAAUUUUAGCCAGUUACUACAUUUCGUUACAAAUAGUAACUAUUUUAUUUGCUAAUAUGACACAUUUCUGGAACUGGAUAGAACAUUUUGGAUGCCAGCACAGAACUGCUUUAGAUCUGGAGGGCUUUCUCUGAAGAAAUUCCUGCCAAUUAAUGUUUCUAGGUAUCAAGAAUAUAAUUAGAUUUACCUUUCUUCAUUGAACAAAAAUGCCAUCUUUUUUUCUCAAGAUAUAAUAAAAACUCUCCCAUGUAAACCUAUUGCACAUUAUCCUCAGAUUUAAAUAUGGAACUGCAAUUGUAGGAUGUGACUGUAAAAAAAAGCUGACCAACUUCAGAUUCAUUCUCCCAUGUUAGAUCUAGGUUAUCACGUUACAUGCUAUAGAUCCGUUACUCCUUUCAGCCCACAAAGAAGCAGCAGUAUCUACUCCUCAGUUACAAUGUACUUUGCAUGGUAGCAUCCAGCAUCUCAUCACCAUUCAGAAUUUGCAUUUGCUAUUUCAAAACCAUUACAAUCAUCAUGGCUUCUUGCUUGACUGCUCAUCCAAAAUUGACAGCUAGGUGAACUGUUGUCCUAAAUAGUGUCACAUCACAAUUUAGAAAACUUGGCAAUUUUUAGAUGUAGUAAAAACUUGAACAAAGCAGAGCAAUUACUGCAUAUUCUUUCAAAAAUAAUUUCUUUAAAGCACGUUUAGAAGACAUUAUUUAUCUAAUAAUCCUGAGUACUUGUUUUAAAAGUAUAUUUCUCAAUUUGUUUAUAUAUGUUAUUGUUUAUGGUGUUGGAAUAGCAAAUCUUUUAGCAAGAAACAUGAAUUACCUAAUUUCUGUUUCUUCAGUAAUCUGUCAAUCACCAAACUGUUAACAGUUUACAAAAAGUAAGUCUUUUUCUCUUGGUGGUGAUUGCCAUGAGUCAUUUGGGGAAAUAAAUAAUAGUACUUCCAAUUAUAGUGGCUGCUGUUAGCUAGCUAGCUCAGAUUUUUGUAAUGGUGCGGAGGAGAGGGAGGUGGUGAGCUCUUAGUAUUGCAUAUCCAGGUUUAUUUUAGUUCUGGAGGAAGUACCAGAGAGUAUUGUGAAAGUUCAGUAGAAACGAAAGCUUUAUUAUUUCCUAUCAUUGUUCAUUUAAUGGUCUUAGUUGAGUCUAAGCAAAUAAUAAACCGCUUUUAGCCUCCUCCUGCUCUUUCCACUCCAUGGAUAAUUUGGGAGAAUGGAAGAAUCGCCUAAGGAUGGCGUAACUGUUGUAAUAGAAAGUAGAGAGAAAAGCAAGGUCCAGGGCCGUGGGUAGAAAGAAGCAGAAGAGAUCCGGAAUGGAUGGCACAGGGCUCAGGUCUGAGUGAGCUGCUGUGUGUGCAGGAGAGGCGCCGUCACCCCUGAGGAUGUGGAGUUGUGGAAGUUGCCCUUUCCCUUGAGCUUAGUUGGCCUCAUUACCUUCUCUGCACUUGUAUUAGGAAAAGGUGGCCCCUGCCCACCAUCACCAAGGCAAAAGCUGGUAGGACCACCCCUCCCCACCACAUACACCUGCAGUCUAAAUAUUUGGUGAUUUUCCAUUAAAGAUAGGGCUUUUCAUUGUCAGAUCAGUGAUGUAAGUGGUUCAUGGGAAUGACCGCAGGGCACUCCCAGACCUGCCAUUCAGUUUGUCCUCUGAAGAUGAAAGUAGAAAUUAGGGGAAAGCAGCCAUUUGUGGAAAGAACACAACCUGAGAUUGGAAGGACUGCUCUAGGAACAUGGAGUAUGAUAUAACCAAGAAUACUCAAAUUGAAUUCUUUGGGCCUAGAGUAUAAUAUGCUUAAGGAAAGGCAUUACUAGCCAUAGUGUUGAGGGAGAGAAAUGGCAAUUCCAGCUGCAUUCAAAGGGGCGGUGUCCUAACCUACAGACAGCAAGAAGCCUGGAGGUAGUAACUGCUCUUUCUGUGUCUACCAAGCCUCUGGUUCUGGUGUAACUCCCAAAGAAAUUUGCCUGAAGGGAGAGAAGGCAUUGAUUUAGAGACUUUGACCUCUGUUAACAAAUCCUUACAAUUAUCAGUACGGUUUCCUGGCUUAUCCCCUCCCUAACUUGGAAAUUGAGGAAAUAGGAUUGCGGUCUACAUUUGUGUUAAUAGCAUAGAUAGGGCAUCAGAAAAGAUGUUUACACUGCGAGACAGGCUUUGAGGCGAGGUGCAAUGUUGAUCAUCAUUGGAGAGGCAGAAAAAGCGUCAGCUAUCAGCUGUUCAGAUUUCCAAUCCCAUUAGCUCUUUUGGGAAUUUAUUCUUCAGCCUUCAUAAGCAUAUUGCCAUUAUGUUAUUUUGAUAUGUCUUCAAGUAUUCUAAUGAAGAUUGGGCUUGCGUAGGUGUGAGAAAAUGCCAGUGUGAAUAUUCUCGUGGAUAUUCAGUAGGACAUUAUUUUUCACUGCUGAUAAAAUGACUUUUUGUUGUCUACCUCAGGCAUUGAUGUAUCAUGAACCAGUCACUGCCACCCUCUCUGGGUUUUUUAAAUAGAAGCCAGAUCCAGGGACCAGGGCUGUAUAAAUAAAGUACAAAAACGCUUGUGGCAUUUACUGGCCCUUUGGUCAGCUAGGAAGCAUAGGUAUAUGAUGUCAUCACCUCCCUAAUUGCUAGUAUAUAAAAUACUACACAUCUCAUACGAAGUUUCUUCAUUUUCCACCCUCUGACAGCAACAUUCCUGGUUCCUUGAAGAUAACAGAUGCAGUGGGUGCUACACUUAUUUAAUGGUAGGCUUUUUACAGAUACAUAUGUAGCUGGCGAUGGCCAGGCCACCUCCUCCACCUUGUGUCCUCGGUUCCUCCUCUGCUCCAUUUAGCCAUGAAGCAUGUGUGCCUGCUCCUCACUGCAGUACCGAGCAUGUGUGGGACGCCCAGGUUUGCCUGGAGAGACUUAGGGUCAGUCCCAAAGCCCUCUGCUCCCUGAACUCCUGGGCCCUGCUUCCUUGGGGACAGCAAACCUUGGACAAAGUCAGCUAACAUUAAGCACCUGUCUUAUGUCAGUCACUUUUCUAACUUUUAUAUGGAGCUCAUUUAGCCCUUAUAAAAACUGCGGUAAGGAUAGGGCUAAGUUUAUUUUGAUGAGGAAACAGGCACAGAGGGGAUACAAACUUGCCCAAGGCAGAGCCAAGAUUGGAACAUCCCACAAAACCCAGUCAGGCCUGCAUUUCAAUUGCAUGUUAUAUUCCUCCAGGGGUGUUAAAAAGGCUCAGAUGACUCCUUGCCCAUCCAUCCUGCAACUUGAAGUGUUAACUAUUGGGACACUCCAUCCUUUUGUUCAAAACUUAUUUAAGUGUUCUCUGAGAGGAACAUUUACUACCAAGUAAGGCUUUGGGGCAGAGAGCAGGGGGAUCAUUUAGGCACUAGGGGACGAGGGGAGAAAGGGAAUGAUCAGCAGGCAGGAAGGCAGUCUUCAUUUCACAUUUGGUAGACCUCCUUCAGCAGUCGGACCCAUUGCAGGUCUAGGUUAGUCCGUAUGCUAGUCAGGGAGGGGUGCUUCUCUCUUCCCCUCACCAUUGAGAACUGGCAGGAGUUGAGAGUGUAGCCAAGGGGAGAGGCCAAGAGAAGGAAUCAUUUCAUUCAGCUUCGUUUUAGCUUCUUAUUGAAGUGUAACUGAUUUUUCACAAAUGAAACACAUGAACACUCUGUAGCCAGAUCAACAAUAUUACCAGUCCCCUGGAAGCCCCUCCUGCUCCUCUCCAGUUACUACCUCCCCACUGGAACCACUAUCUUAAUUUCUAAGAGCACAGAUUAGUUUUGUCUGGUUUGGGAAAUUACACAAAUAGAAUCAAAUAGUAUGUAUUUUGUAUUUGGCCCAUUAACAUCGUGAGACUUUUAUUGCAUGUAUUUGUUCAUGGUUCAUUCUCAUGGCUGUAUAGUAUUCCACUGCAUGAAUAAACCACAUAUUAUUUAUCUGA
Molecule: messenger RNA, 6200 nt
Organism: Myotis myotis
Lineage: Eukaryota; Metazoa; Chordata; Mammalia; Chiroptera; Vespertilionidae
Gene: RNMT
Product: RNA guanine-7 methyltransferase
Exons: 10
Coding region: 406-1836 (476 amino acids)
Biological process (GO): 7-methylguanosine mRNA capping
Cellular component (GO): nucleus
Molecular function (GO): mRNA 5'-cap (guanine-N7-)-methyltransferase activity
Source: RefSeq, a predicted model, not a curated record